CAGCGGUAUCACUGAGGAAGAAAGAACAGAACGCUAGUGAAGAAAGGAAUCUGCCUGCUAGACUACAACAACAUUGACAGCACCUUCAAAUAUGGUGUUCGGAGCACGCUAGAUACAGUAGCCAAUUAUCACAGUUGGCCGACUGUCUUCCGUCUGUUUUCCAUAAACCAGCGAUGUUACAUGUGGAUAUGGCCAUGUGGGAACACUAACCCUAUAAAGGCAGAAGUUGAGGAGACACUAAAGAGAAUUCAAACUCACAAAGGUGUAAUUGGAACAAUAGUUGUUAAUGCCGAGGGUAUCCCAAUCAGAACUACAUUAGACAACUCCACUACGGUGCAGUAUGCUGGCCUGCUGCACCAGCUCACUAUGAAAGCCAGGAGCACAGUCCGAGACCUCGACCCUCAGAACGACCUGACCUUCCUCCGCAUCCGCUCCAAGAAGCAUGAGAUCAUGGUGGCACCUGACAAGGAGUAUCUAUUGAUAGUCAUCCAGAACCCCAGUGAAUAGCCCCAGGAUGUUCCUGUGAGAGUCAGGCUGUAGCUCCUCACACACUGAUCUUUCUCAAGAAUAUGUUUUCUUUAGCUGAACCACACUUUUUGCUUUUUUGUAUUUUCUUUGUCUACUUUUUAAACUCUGCAAUAUGAUGCCUUACUCUAUCUACUAAUUAUCUUCCUUAGCCAUUGUCAUCAAUUCAAAACAAUAAACAAGGAUGUCAUAACAA
Messenger RNA from Salvelinus namaycush (lake trout), 721 nucleotides. RefSeq names its product dynein light chain roadblock-type 2-like. Gene Ontology annotation, molecular function: dynein intermediate chain binding. The transcript is spliced from 5 exons. Gene Ontology annotation, biological process: microtubule-based movement. Gene Ontology annotation, cellular component: centrosome; cytoplasm; cytoplasmic dynein complex. The coding region runs from base 181 to 507 and encodes 108 amino acids. NCBI's taxonomy places the organism in Eukaryota, Metazoa, Chordata, Actinopteri, Salmoniformes, Salmonidae. The record is from RefSeq and is a predicted model, not a curated record.